This is a messenger RNA of Scylla paramamosain (green mud crab), 3527 nucleotides long. RefSeq names its product mucin-2-like. The transcript is spliced from 12 exons. NCBI's taxonomy places the organism in Eukaryota, Metazoa, Arthropoda, Malacostraca, Decapoda, Portunidae. The record is from RefSeq and is a predicted model, not a curated record. The coding region runs from base 98 to 3091 and encodes 997 amino acids.
CUCUCUCUCUCUCUCUCUCUCUCUCUCUCUCUCUCUCUCUCUCUCUCUCUGUCUGUCUUACAAAAGCAAGCCUUUCCUUUCUUCUUCCAUCCAUCACAUGUUUUUCUCAUCUGCCACGCCUGCCGGGACACGACGCAACACCGCCACUCUGCAACACAACCCCCGCACACACACACGCACAAGCACACGCCCCGCCAACACCGCUCAAGUGGCGUGCGUGUACCCCAGCAACACUCAAGGCAACACCAAUCACACCACGAGGUGCGGCAUGAUCAACUCGGGCGGCGCCAUGGCGAUGUUUCUGGUGCGGAUGAUGGGCCUUCUGUCCCUCGAGUCGGCUGUUCAGGAGCAUGAGAGUGGCCUUAACGUUACCGGGAACACUACAGGCCUUCCCCUCAGGCCAGAACAUGAACUACCGCACGUCCUGUCGUCCCCAACCUCCCCAGUAGCCUCUCCAGUGCCCUCCCCAGUCUCCCCAGCAGCUGUCCUACCUCCCCCGACGGCUGCAGGGGAGAGUAUACAGCAAGGAAGUGAAGGAAGUCUAGAUAGCGUAGUUUCCCCUUCCGCCGUCAUAGAAAACGGGCGUCCCGUGAGUGGUUCCUCGGAAAAUGGGAAGGAAUUGCCCACUCCGAGUCCUCUUGUGGAUGUGAGAGAGGAGGAGGAGGAGGAGGAGGAGGAGGAGGAGGAAGGGAGUGAGGGAAGUGAGGAGGGUGAGGGGAAUGAAGGGCGAAGGGAAGGAAGGGAUGCUGGUUCUCCUUCAUUUCUCUUUAGUUCUGUUCCAUCUUUAGCUCCCUCUUCUUCCUCUUCGUCAUUGCCUUCUUUGUCUUCGUCCUCUUCCUCGUUCACUGAAUUGCGUGCACCGACCAGCACCUCCACCACGCAAACACACGCACAAAUUCCCUCUCCAGACCCUCUCAGCCACCCUUCAAGCCCUCUCACUGCCUCGCCAAGCCCCCUCACCUCCCGGAGCCCUCUCUCCACCUCUCCACGCCCUCCCACAACGACCACACGCACUCAAACCUCUCAAACUUCCUCCUCUCACCGCCAGCCGCCUACACCGCGCUCUUAUAACACGUCCAGUCCACGCGCCCCCUCAGCACGCCCUCUGACGCCUCUCCCACGCCCCAUUACUCUCUCCCCACGCCCGCAACACGCCCCAUCGCCCCGCCUCGAGGCUUUGAUGGAAGAUAACGACUCAGAUUUUCUCAUGGAGCCUCACAGACAGGCGGACGCAGACGAGCUCGACUACCAAGAACUUCAGACCCCUUCUUGGCUCACCACGGCCGUCCCCACUCUCUCCUCCCGCAGCCUCGUCAGCCCCGUGCCCGUCAGGACUCCCCCACACCGACACCCGCAGCCACGCCAGCCCUAUCCGGCAUCCUCAGACCCAAGGACCCUCGCUAGACCCCGGAAAGUCCCCGCAGCAAGACCUAUUCCCCCGCCACACGUCUCCCCGCCACAUCAUAUUCUGCUACAGGCUCCCGCACCACCGCCCGCACCGCCGCCGUCGCCACCCUCGCCACCAGCACCUCAAGCACAGCCGCCACUAGAGCCCCUGCCCUCACCCACGCCCUCAGAGUCCAGUACGCCCCAACAGCAAGUCACUAAAGUUACGCCCAAUCCUCUGUUCUCGCCCCAUGCUGCACCCUCUGUCCCCGCGCCCCCAGUGGCCCCACAGUCCCGCCACCAGGAGUAUGAAGAGGGCUAUGACUACGAGUAUGAGGAGGAGAGUGACGCCAGGUUCGAGGUGCAGACGAGCGAGCCUCAAGUGCUCUUCGUGUUCGACAAGCCCGGUUACUCUCCCUCGCCCCCAACCACCAUGGCCCCGCCCACACGAGCCCCGACUCCAAGUGACCCCUGGGACUGCGCUCCGAGAUGCCCGAGGUACACGUUGCUGGAGUGGAAUAUGGACUACGACGUGCGCCUCUACCCCGACACCUUGUGGGUUAGCACCGUCAUGAUCUCCGAGAACCGCGUGCUGGCCGAGCUGGAGGGGUACAUGAGGGUGCAGGACUACUUCUACGGCCUCAAUGAUCAAGGUCUCGUGCUCAACCUUACCGUGCCCUUCGUGACGCAGAUCAAGUUUGGCCGCCACCCCGGAGUGCUUCAGGAGACCAACGACUUCACGGUAUCUCUGUACGUGCAGCCCAGCUACUAUCGCCCCGGGGAGCUGCCCACGCCCAUUAGCAACGAGGUGCUGGUGGACGAGCUGGAAGCGAAGACGGUGUUCGUGCAUAGCUUCGAGGCCAACGUGUGGGAGGUGACGGAGGCGCUGCUGGAGGAGAAGGUCAAGACGUUCAUGGCGCAGCUCAGGCAACACGGGGAGGCCUUCCUUGACCGCUACUACUACCUCGCCUCCUACAGCAGGCCGGAGCUGUACCAGGCUGUUUACUAUGAAAUCUGGAUCUACGCUACGAACUUCCGCAAUCCGCAGCCUCACAACAAGGUCGCGCCCCCGCAGAGGCGCCCCCGCGUCAACAAGGUCACCCAGCGCACCCUCACCAAGCUGUGCAGAGGAGUGGAGUGCCCGCGGUUUGAGGUUCUUCGCACCUUCAAAUACGGUAUCCAGAAACGCCGCUACUUCAAUGCCCUAUUCGCUUCCACGUCCCCUGAGGAGUGCCACUUCACCACCACCUCCAUCUGGAAGGGAUUCAUGCCCCUACAUCUCUACAAGCACGGCAUCAACUCCCACAUGGAGGUGCUGGAGGCCACUCGUCCCAUCGCCCUGGUGCACGUGAGGACCUCGCAAGCAGUCCACCCAGAGUGUCCCCAGAACCUUACCAUGUCCCUGUACCUUCCACGGCGCCUCCACUCCAAUCCCCCGCAGACUGGUUACUCCGCGCCCAAAGUACACAUCACAUCUAUGAAUGACGUGAUAGUAUAUGCUUACACUGUGGGCGGGUACCUGCUGGAGCCCGCGCGCGUCAGGCAGGAGCUGGCUGACCUCAAGCACCGUCUGUCGGAGUUUGGCGCCUGUUACCGAGAUGACGAACACUACGUGGUGAUCUAUGACUUCAUUGUGAGGUACCACGGGAGGCAGAACGAAAUUUGGGUUUUGGCUGAAAAUUGCAAGGCGACCCACAACGGCUGACUGGGCGUGGUGGAGGGAGGGGAGGGAUGGGACGAAAGAAGGAAGAAGAAGAGGAGAGGAGUGGUGGGGUGACUUUGGAGUAUUUAUAAAAACACACACACACACACACACACACACACACACUCACACACACACACACACACUUUGCCAUCACACGAAGGUUUAAAAAAAGAUAGAAACUUAAGAUAAUAAAUAAUACAUGUUUCUAAUUUCUUUCUUUCUUUCUUUUUUUUUCCAAGUAAAAGCAGUAUUUAUUUACACUUCUAUGUACACGAGGCGGGCAGGUGGAGGGUGAGCAGGCAGGCCGGGUGGGGAGGGGUGGUGUGGGCGGGACAGCCUUGCACCCCUCCCUGCUCCUCCCAGCUCCGCCGAACACCGCCCUCACCCAAACACACGUGAUGUAUUGGCGGGAACAAUAAAAGGGAUAUCACUGCAA